GACGGUGAUGAAAACUUCUUCUUUCUUAGGAAAAGUCAAGGAGAAACUCCGCGUAUUGUCCUUCUUCUCCAAAACUGCAAAACCCCAACAAUUCAACGUAGUCCAAACCAAUAUUUCCAUUAGGAAAGAAUGUCUAAAGGGUCAUUUAGAUACUGCUCGGGCCCUGUUCGAUGAAAUGCCGUAUAGAACAUUUGUGUCCUGGAACACUAUGAUAUCUGGCUAUUCGAAGUGGGGAAGAUAUGAUGAUGCCUUAUCUUUGGUCUCAGUCAUGCAUCGCAGCAAUAUAAGACUAGAUGAGACCACCUUUUCAACGACUCUCAGUGCCUGUGCGCGUUCCCGGUCGCUGGAUGACGGAAAGGUUGCUCAUUGUUUGAUUUUGAAAUCUGGGUUUGAGAGUUUUGAGCUUGUAGGAAGUGCAUUGUUGUACUUUUAUUCUACUUCCUUUCAGAUUGAGAAUGCUAAGCGGGUCUUUGAUGAGCUGUAUGCUGGGAAUGAUGUGUUGUGGACUUUGAUGCUUGUGGGUUACGUGCAAUGUAAUUUGUUGAGUGAUGCGAUGGAUGUGUUUGUGAAAAUGCCGAAACGGGAUGUUGUGGCCUGGACUACGUUGAUUUCAGGCUAUUCAAAGAGUGGUUUUGGUGGGUGUGAGAAAGCUUUGGAAUUGUUUAGGUGGAUGAGGAGGGAUGGGGAGGUGAUGCCUAAUGAAUUUACUUUUGACUCUGUCAUUAGGGUUUGUGGGAGUUUGGGAGUUUUGAGUGAAGGGAAGAUGGUACAUGGUCUUGUUAUUAAAUUCGGGUUUGAGUUUGAUCACUCAAUCGGUGGUGCAUUAAUUGAAUUUUAUUGUCAUUGUGAAGCUAUUGAUUGUGCCAAGAGAGUUUAUGAAAGUAUAGGAAAUCCAUGUUUGAACGCUUCUAAUUCGCUUAUUGCAGGUCUUGUAUCCUCAGAUAAAAUUAAAGAUGCAGAAAUGGUUUUUCAUAGACUGAAAGAAAAGGAUCCAGUUUCUUACAAUUUGAUGAUUAAAGGGUUUGCAAUUAGUGGUCAGGUUGAGGAAUCAAAGAAACUGUUUUUGAAAAUGCCACACAGAACUAUCAUUUCUUCCAAUAUUAUGAUUUCCGUGUAUUCCAGAAACGGUGAAAUUGAUAAGGCUUUGAAUCUUUUUGAAGAAACUAAAGGGGAAAGAAAUCCUGUGACAUGGAACUCGAUGAUUUCAGGUUAUGCUCAAAAUCAUCAGCUUGAGGAGGCUUUGAAACUAUAUUUAACAAUGCACAGAUUAUCAAUAGACCGUACAAGGUCCACAUUUUCUGCUCUAUUUUAUGUAUGUUCAUGCCUUGGGUCUCUUCAACUAGGUCAAUCACUCCAUGCCCAGUUGACUAAAACAGCAUUUGAAUCAAACGUUUACGUUGGUACGUCCCUCAUAGAUAUGUACUCGAAAUGUGGGAGCAUCACUGAUGCAAGGACAGCGUUUUUAUGCAUAUCUUCACCCAAUGUGGCAGCUUGGACAGCUCUUAUUUAUGGAUAUGCACAUCAUGGGCUUGGAUCUGUAGCACUCUUACUCUUUGAGCAUAUGUUACAGCAAGGCAUCUCACCUAAUGGGGCAACUUUUGUUGGCAUUUUGUGUGCUUGUACUCGUGCUGGUCUAGUUGAUGAAGGGAUGAGAAUUUUCCGCUCAAUGGAAAAAUGCUACAAAGUGAAACCAACUUUGGAACACUAUGCAUGUGUAGUAGAUCUUCUUGGUCGGUCAGGCCGGUUACAGGAAGCUGUAGAGUUUAUCAGAGUAAUGCCUAUUGAAGCAGAUGAGGUUAUUUGGAUCGCUUUGCUAAAUGCUUGUUGGUUCUGGAAGGACAUGAAACUUGGAGAAAGAGUAGCAGAGAAGAUAUUUAGUUUAAAUCCUAAGCCAGUAUCUGCAUAUGUAAUUUUGUCUAACAUAUAUGCUGUACUUGGGAAGUGGAGUGAGAAGAUGGAAGCGAGGAAGAGACUGAGAGACCUGGAAGUGAAAAAGGGUCCUGGGCGUAGUUGGAUUGAGCUUAACAACAGAGUGCAUGUAUUCUCAGUUGGAGAUAGAACUCAUCCUCAUUGUAGCAUGAUAGAUGCAACUUUGGAGCAACUAACUGCAAAUAUUAACUCUAUUAUCCAAUCUGAUUGUGUUUCUAUGCCAAUAAUGGAUGCUCAUUCUAAUAUUAUCUUAUCAUAACCUCAUUGACCAUGUUUUAUUAGCUGUCUAUCUAUUUC
Molecule: messenger RNA, 2226 nt
Organism: Ziziphus jujuba (common jujube)
Lineage: Eukaryota; Viridiplantae; Streptophyta; Magnoliopsida; Rosales; Rhamnaceae
Product: pentatricopeptide repeat-containing protein At2g13600
Exons: 1
Coding region: 8-2188 (726 amino acids)
Biological process (GO): RNA modification
Molecular function (GO): RNA binding; protein binding
Source: RefSeq, a predicted model, not a curated record